AUGCCGCAGCUCAUUCCCUCCGCGUUCUCAUCCUUCAGCCAACCUGUUCUUUCCUGGCACCGUCUCAACAUGCUCCUGCCUUCUUUCAUCUUUGUUACGGCAUGGUGUCUCGUGUUACCGUGCCUGGGCAACUUCACCGAGGACGACACGCACGAACUGCAUCGCAGAGGGAUACGAGUCGUCGGAUCAAGCGGGCCCGGUGGCGUAGAUGGCAUCAGAGAUCUCUUCCUCAUUGACGAGUACAGCCACCGUGACAAUCAUAUUGACACACUCGAUACUUGGGUGCAAGAGGCUGCCACUCUUCACACUGGACUCGACCACGCCUUCAGGCACGCCACCAACGGAAAUCUGAAUUCCUACAUCGCUCACUUCAUGAUGUUUUUUGGAGUACAGUGGGACUUCGACCCGAAGAAGUGGAAGUGGAAGGACGAUGAUCUAGUGAACGAGCGGAUCGUGGAGGCCAUCGAAGAUCACAUCAAUCGAGUCACUCAAUUUCUGACUGGAGGCGGUCUGGUAUCAGACGACGAAUCAUCCGAAAAGCCGCGCCUCUUCUGCUCGGGUGCCCCCUUUGAGAAGCAAGAACCCGGUCGUGCUGCCCGGGACAUCAACGGCAAAGACAUGGUGAUGGCUCGUGACGACACCACCGGGGCGCCGACCGAGUACUUGACCGUCGACAGGGCCUUCUCUCAGCAGCGAAAUGGGGGCAAUAACGUGUUCUGGGUUCUCGCCUUCAACGGCUACGAUUUCAGCGAAACGGACAGCAUGUGCCCGCCGCCCGACUCGAAGGGGAGACAGCGCGUCGGUAGAACUGCAAAACCCAUCUCUAGCGGCCUUUUCGACUACUGGAACGGAGAAGAAAUGGUCGAGUACAACAUGGGAAAGACGAACAGACACAUAAUCUUGUGCCCGGUCGCCUUUGACUCCAGUCUUGGAGGCGCCCACUCGGUGGCGUCCCUGUCCGAGACUGUGGGGAGCCUGUAUCCCUCCAACUUUGGGUCUGCAGAUACUAGCAAAGCACUGGACAGGAUGAUAACCCGGGGCUCGACCUUGUAUCAUGAGCUCUUCCAUCUCACGGAUGACGAUGAUACCCUCCCUCAUACCAAGGCUCAUGACAAGUACGACGAGAGUUACAAUUUGGCCAGCAUUGCCACAGCCGUGGGGGACCAAAAACGCGUAAAUGACCGGAUCAAACUGGCUCACAUAGGUACCCGUAAACCUAUUAAGACCUACUUCUCGCUAUAG
Molecule: messenger RNA, 1242 nt
Organism: Verticillium dahliae VdLs.17
Lineage: Eukaryota; Fungi; Ascomycota; Sordariomycetes; Glomerellales; Plectosphaerellaceae
Exons: 3
Coding region: 1-1242 (413 amino acids)
Source: RefSeq, a predicted model, not a curated record